UUCUUCUGAAAAACGUAAAUAAAAAUGAGUCAAAAUCCUUGGUGUGAAUCUGGUGAAAGUGGAACAACAACUCAAACGACAUUCGAAGACAAUUUUACAUCAACAUCGGCUGAAAAACUACCCGACUCCGAGGAAUAUUUGAAAAGUUUAGAAAAGAAACUAAACAAAUUGAAAACCAACACCAGCGUCUUGAAACAAUUGACUGAUCGGCGGGAGGAGUGUAUGGAAAAACUGCUGAACGGAACGAUCGAUCUACCAACAAAUUCGGACUUGGAUUUCGACGACAGUAGCAAUCGACCAGUGUUGCAGUUAGUGCGUCACAUCAUUCCAGAACAAGCACUGAACACCACUGAGCUCGUCCACAUUAUCAAACACGAUCAUUUAGCCGCGACCGAAACAACCGAAGACGUCGAUCAGGCGGAGAACGAAACCGAAUCGAAAAACUAAAAAAUUUUCGUUGCUUGAGUGGGGUGAGCGAUCUCGUUUGGUUUUUCGUAUUUUUCUUAGUUUUAGUUGAAUCUCAAAACGGCAACCAUGGCGAAUGCAAUUCAGUUGAACAAGAAAAUAUUUUUUGUCGUAACGGGUGCGUCGCGAGGUAUCGGCCAAGCGUUGGCAAUUGAAAACGGUAGCAAAAUGCUACCCGGAUCGGUGGUUGUGUUGUUAGCCAGAAAUGGUCAAGACCUGGAAUCUACGAAGGAACAGAUUCUACUACGCAAUCCGGAAUUACAGGUGGAUACAUACUCAGUCGAUCUGUCCAAUCCGAGCGUCGACGAUAUCACCACCAAACUUCAGACUUCGUUGGGUAAAUCAGAUCAAAACUUUGAAUUGGCCUACAUUAUCCACAAUGUCGGUUCCAUUGGUGACAUUACGAAAAAAGCCAAAGAUCUCAACAACAUCGAACUGUGGCGACAGUAUUACGAUCUGAAUGUAUUCUCCAUUGCAACGUUGAACUCAGUCUUCAUGAGCAUGUUCAGUGCGACGAAAAAAUUUGUGGUGAACAUAACAUCGAAAUGUGGAGUGGCUCCGUUCGAAUCGUUUGCACUGUACUGUUCGGGUAAAGCGGCCCGCGAAAUGUUCUUCAAAGUACUAGCCGUCGAGGAGAAAAAUGUUUUGGUGCUGAACUAUUCGCCGGGACCGGUUGACACCGAUAUGACGAUUGAUGCGCAGGCCAAUUCUUGCUCGCCGGAUGUUCAGAAUAUGUUUAAGGGUUUGCGUGAUGCUAAAACGAUUUUAACACCGGUACAGACGACGAAACGAUUUUUGGAGAUAGUUGAAAAAGGAGAUUACAAUUCUGGCGAUCAUGUUGACUUCUACGAUUAGAAAACGGCAUUGUGCCGAUGAACAUUCCGCUUUUUUUAGGAACAUGUUUAUUUAACUGCUCGAAUCAGCUUUUCCUGGCAAUUAUUUUCGUUUUUUGUUUAUAAUUCCAUUCUAACUGGGACGGUUUACCAAAAAAAGGUCUCGGAAAUAAAAAAAAUUUCACACCAGCCGAGAUAAGACAAUCUCUCUCUCUGUCAUAUUUGAAUUUUUUAUGUUUUUGCGCAGUAGAUCUGUAUACUAGCAGCAAAUGAAUCUCAUUGAGAAAAUAGACGAAUGGGUGCAAUCCAAACAGUUUGACAAUGUCAGUUCGUAGUGUAGUUAAGUUUAAUGUGCUGUGGACAUAAUCGACGAUCUGCGUUUCUAAUUGGCUAAAUUGGCUAAAUGACACAUCAGCAAACUUACCAAUAAGUUGAUUAACAACAAAAUUAUCAACUUACUUAGCAUCACUAUUUGCUUCGAUUAACAUAACCUUGACCUUUUACUAUACACCUACUAGCGAACUAGUAGACAAGUUCAAAGUCAGAUGUUUGAACAAAGUUUAUCCCAAUAGUGAGCCUCUCUGAAUCUCUACGAAAUUUGGUGUUAACUCCAAGUUAAUAAUAAUUUCCUUAGACUAAUAAUAACUAAACUGGUAUUUCGAACGAAAAAAUGUGUCCCCAACAUCAGUUUGUAUAAGAUGCACAUUUCGUACGAUUUUACAUCAAUACAUGUACGCGUUGACGCUUCAGACAGUUCAAUUUGCCCAAUUAAUUAUGACGACAACAACAUACUACCAAACAUUUCGUAUUUCGUGUUGGGACCACAUAUUUUACAUAAUUUUGUUCGAAAUUUCCUCUAGGUAUAGAGUGUCAAAAGAGAGUAGAAAAUGUCACGUAUCACCCAUUGAGCUCAGUUAAAUUAACUGGUUUUGCCCCUGUUUUUCCGCUCUUUUAACGGGGUAGGGUAAUCUCGCACACCACACAAAUUCAUGGUGUGCGAGAUUCACCUCUAAGUGGUGAAUCUCGCACAG
Messenger RNA from Bradysia coprophila, 2329 nucleotides. RefSeq names its product Sepiapterin reductase. The record is from RefSeq and is a predicted model, not a curated record. NCBI's taxonomy places the organism in Eukaryota, Metazoa, Arthropoda, Insecta, Diptera, Sciaridae. Gene Ontology annotation, biological process: cilium organization.